Messenger RNA from Penicillium coprophilum, 2418 nucleotides. Its product is annotated as putative C6 transcription factor. The transcript is spliced from 4 exons. NCBI's taxonomy places the organism in Eukaryota, Fungi, Ascomycota, Eurotiomycetes, Eurotiales, Aspergillaceae. The record is from RefSeq and is a predicted model, not a curated record. The coding region runs from base 1 to 2418 and encodes 805 amino acids. Gene Ontology annotation, molecular function: carboxy-lyase activity; zinc ion binding; DNA binding. Gene Ontology annotation, biological process: regulation of DNA-templated transcription; DNA-templated transcription.
AUGACGUCGCCUUACCCAAAAUCAACUUCAUUCUCCCCCUCCGUUACCUCCGACAUGGCUUCUGCGUCCAACAGAGCGGUCUCCGAUUUGCCGCAGGCCCAGGUAGACGCGAUCAUCCGCACAAAGCGCAAGGCCCGCGAGCCUAAAGCCUGCUAUCCAUGCCAUGCGCGAAAGGUAAAAUGCGAUCGCAAUCUGCCUUGCGACGGGUGCGUCAAGCGCGACCAUGCAGACCUUUGCUCCUACGAACGCCCUUCCAAGAAACGAUCGCAAGCCUUUCACGAGAGCGCUGCUAGCGCGCCAACAGCACCUAUGCCCGAAUAUUCAACAGCAUAUGCGUACGAUGAAACGCCAGCAGAAGUAAAACAUGAGCCGACCUUGAGCCGACCAAACAUUCCUGCUACCGGUACUGGUAGUCGAGUUUCAAUCGCGCGCGAGGAAUGGGAUAACGUGCGCAACAGAUUGCAAGAGAUGGAAUCCACCAUCUCCUCCCUUCGAGUUGGGUUGGAGAGAGCGGAAGAGGGCCUGCCCGCUUCCCUAGAAACCGCAAGCGUGCAGAGUCCCGCUGCGAGUUCCCGUUCUAAGUGUGCGUCGCCGGAACGCGAGGGCAUACACGCUGCCAAUACUCUAGGCAAAGGCACUGUCCAUUUGGGAUCUCGUUCUGUUCUAGCUUAUAUUCUCAACAAUCAGUCUGGGUCCGACCAACUCCAAGCACUUUUGGAAGGAGGAAUACUGCCCAAGCUUGGUCUUGACAACGAGUCUGCGACCUAUCCAUUUGUUGAUCUAUGGUCAUCCGAUAUGUCAACAUUUGAUAUAUCCGCUGUCUGUAGCGCUCUUCCCAGUGAUCAACAAUGCAGAGAGGACAUCUCGGGAGCCAUCUAUCCUGUCCUGGAGGACAUUUUUGAGUUUGAGAACACUCUUGAGCUUCUUCUGGCGACAAGAACCUCUAUCGGUGGAGAAUACCUGGCCGAUGCAGACGAAGCACAGAAGCCUUUUGGCGUGAGCAUUGCGUAUUUGGGACUACUGUUCGCUAUCCUUGCCUCUGGAUGCCAGUCAUCUGAUUAUGGGAGCAAGGAAAGGGAACUGACCUCGCAGGUCUAUGUAUGCUGCUCUUACCAGUGCCUCCGUAUGACAAAUUUUCUCUCCCAGCCUACAAUCGAGGCAAUUCAGACCCUCCUUGUAAUAGGGAAUGUUUUGUCAUACAACAUGAAUCCCGGAAUUUCUUAUGUCCUACUUGGUAUGACUCUUCGCAUGGGCUUGGCACUUGGUCUCCAUGUGGAGUCAAGUCGGUUUUCGUCAGCUGAACGGUAUCGCCGACGACAUGUCUGGUGGUCCAUGGCAUGGCAGGACAGCCAUUUUUCGCUCUCCUACGAUCGGCCUUCUACUACUGCAGUGAGCCAACCAGAUAUCGCUUAUAGAGAUGGCUCAAAACCUGGUGAUCUGUCUUAUUUUGAGACCCUAUCUCGAGUCAUUUCUCUUGCACUAGAGGUUGUCCGCAUUCGCAUGCUGAGCCCACACGCGCAAAUAAGCCUCGAAAGUAUACAAGCCUUUAAGGAACGCAUUCAGAAGAUCAUGAUAGAGGCACGACCAUACCUGCGAGAUGCAAGGAACUGCUCCACCUCUACGGAACAUCUGGAGCGAGUUGUGUUGAAAUUGCAUUCUUCUUAUUUCGCCUCUGAGCUCUGCCGGCCAGCGCUCAAACCAAUGGCUGAUAUCAGUGACGCGAGCGCAGCCAGCAUGCGCGAAAAUUGCGUGGUAAAUCUGAUGACUACCGUCGAAGCUUACAUUGAAUUGCACAAUAUCAGCUCUCAUGCAGCUCGGUCCUGGAUUGCAUUGCAGCGGGCAAUCAGCUCCGCAUUCCUGCUUGCUGUCAUCGAAGAGGCGAAAGCAAACCCGAAUGUAUGGAAUCUUCUCCGUUCACUGGAAGGCAUCAUUGCCCAAAGAGCAAGCACGGAGCGAGCCUACGACUCCAAUGGGUCCCCUAAUGUAGCCAAUAUAACCUCGCCGCCUCAAAACCUCGGGACUUACGACCCAAUCACGGGCACCACGAACGCCCCAGGCCCCAUCGCUCCGGUGGUGGAUCCAACUUCUCCGGCUGGGAUGCCCCCUGACACACAAACGCAAUGGGCAAAGUCACUCGCGAAAACGCAUCGUGCUUUACAAAAGUUACUUGCCGCAUUCGGGAACCCAAAUACGCGUCCCUCAGUGGGACGUAAUGGUACGCCUGUAUACCCCACUCAUCCUAAUCUUAACCCGACUUCCGCUUCCAUGGGAUCACUUGCUCCUGUGUCGGCAAACAUGACUCCCAGCGUUGGUUCCCUUCCGCCCCCUACGCCCGAAAGCUCUGGAAGUGGCGAAUGGUCUGUGCCCAAUUUACUGGACCGCGCAGCAGAGUAUAUUCAUCCACCCCUGUGGGGCUAG